Paramuricea clavata is the source of this 10654-nucleotide messenger RNA. The record is from the annotation of a GenBank genome assembly. NCBI's taxonomy places the organism in Eukaryota, Metazoa, Cnidaria, Anthozoa, Malacalcyonacea, Plexauridae.
CUCCUGUAUAUGGCUGAAUCAAGAAGCUUCAUCCCCUCAAGGGUGCCUGAAAUCCAUAAGCCCUCCAGGAAGCUUAGUAAACUGCUUUUACAGUAUGUCAUAAUUAUCUAGAUCAUGACAGCAUUCGAGCAGUAUCAGACAAAAUUAGAUGAAAUAAGAGUAUCUGGCUGUCACGAGGUAUGACCAACUUCAAAGCAAGAUUUGCACGUUGACAUUGAAGUUUGUAUAAAAACUAUGACACAAAUGACAAGAGUCUUUAUUUCUCUGUAGGCAAUACAAUCUCAAAGAAAUGCGUUUUCUUUCAUUAUUGAGAAAAUGUCUUCCGUAUCCAAAAUGGAUCUGGCCCAUCACGAAAAGGUAUGCAUAGGAAACAAAUGAAAACCAUGGUAUGCAAUGAUCAGUUUACUGGGGGGGGGUUAGGAGUGGUAACCCCCUAGAAUCUCUCUAACCCCUCUUUUAAAGUGUUCAACCCCACCAAAAUUUUGCGUGACCCCUUUCUAUUUUGUGUGAAAGUCUUUAACCCUAACGCCUAACCUCUGCCGAAGCUCGCUCAGUGGUGCCGCUUGCAUCCCCACUAGAAAUUUUUUCACCCCUUCUUUAAAAAAUACGGAAAAUCCGCCCAUGAUUUGGGUCAGAAAAUCUGUACCAUUUCGCUCAUUUCGUUUACACCAUGCUAGGCAUUCAGUCUUUUGAGCGCUCGUUUACCCAUCUGGGCACACUUGGUGAAACAACCUUUAUCGUUGGAUGCCAACGUCACGCCGUUGGUCAAGGUAUGUACUCUGUCCAAAAAUUAUUUUCUGUUAUCGCAUAGUUUUAUCACAGAAUAAGGUACACAGAAGGCCGACUUCUUCGUUUUUCCUAUGAUUUUCCUAUGAUUUUGGCGUAACCCGUAAUUCGUCAUCAAAUGCUGACGCCAUGGUCCUAGCCAGUGCGCGUUUGAGAGGCAUUCACCCCCUGAUAAUAUUCAAAAUGGCGGAUGUCCAGGGGGGGGGGGAAUGCCUCUCAAACAUGCACUGGCUAGGACCAUGGCGUCAGCAUUUUGAUGAUGAAUCAUGGCGUGGCAGCGUUACUCGAGUCGACCUUCUGUGUACCUUAUUCUGUGGUUAUAUGGUUAUCACCACCUAGUACAGGCCGUUCGAAAUAUUACUUGAGUUCUUGUUGCCCUGUUUAAAGUGCGACUUACCUCAAAUAUAACUUUUGGUAUUUGUAAUAUCUAGGUCAUACCAAAAAUUAUAUUUGUGGUUAGUCGACCUAACAAGACGUUAAUAGACCUUUCCGGUAAUGACGUCACGAUUAACACUGUUUUCAACUUAGGACCACCUUAAAUGGAUUGGAUUUUAAGUUUGUUUUUCUGGGGCUAUGGUCAGAGGAGCAGAACAUCUUUCAUAUCACACAUCCUUCAUCCAACACAUGCAUAAAAAAGAAUUUUGGAUUUUGACCAAUAAAUGUGGAAAUAACCCUAAACGCGAAAACGAGGCCUCGUUUUCGUGUUUAAGGCCUCUGACCAAUUUUGGCACGUGAGAAACAAGCUUAAAAUCCAUUCCAUUUACAGUAAGGUGGUUCUAAGUUGAAAACCGUGUAGUUGUGGCGUAAUUACCGGAAAGGUCUAUUCGGAGUGUGAUUCAUCUUAUGUUUGAUUUCAGCAACUCACAGAGAACAGUGUUUAUGAUAAAAGUUUGGACGAACAUCUAUCUGGUGUAGUUGAGAUUCGCACACCCAGUCCUCCUCCAAUAGACCAAAGUAAACUGUUAGAUAAGAGAUUAUCACAUCAGUUCAAUGUCGGAUCUAUGCUGAAUCAUAAUGGACCCGCCAAAGACAAAGAAAAAGACAAGGAAAGCAGGUACUGCAUACUGGAUAGUUCUAUCAGUUCUAAACUGUUCUCCUUUGAGGCAGGGCUUGAAAACGGACCACGAAACCAUCGAGACUCCAGAAAAUAUUUCCCCAAGAAAGAAAAAAAGAUAAUUGUAAAAAUUUAGAUAAAAGGGAAGAGGGAAAAUUUUUAUAACCAAUACUACAAAGCAUGUUGCCCGUGUACUACUCAUGGCUUAAGUAAUAUUUCAAAUCCGACUAUGAGGACAGGACUAGAUUUCAGCAGGCCUUAAAAUAUAUUUUACAGGCCCGUCUGACAAAAUGUCCGAUGACGUUGAGUUUGGGUCGAACAUAUGUCUGAUGACCUUCAGUUCAGUUUUGUCUGAAUGAGACAAAUGAAUAUCAGCACAAUGUUGUGAAGAUAUUAAAUAAUUUGUGUCAUUCAUACUUAUUUCCAAGUCAAAAUUAACUUGCUUGCAAGAACAGCAGUAAGACGUCGACGCAAAUUUUUUUUCCGUGGACAGUCGGACUCCUCAUUGAUAGUCGGACGCAUCAUUGACCCGCGCCCUUAGACAAAACAUUCAGCGGAUACUCUUAUUAUAGAUGCGCCUUCCCAGUCUUGCGCACGCAAUUGGUGAUUUCAAAAUAUUGUAUUGCUUGGUUGAGAUGUCAAGAUCUUCAUAUCUUGUGUGGCGAUGACAUUAUAUUCGCCAUUCCCACUUGCUUUUAUUUGCUUUUGUAACUGUUUUUUGUAACUAUUUUUAAGCCAUGCCUUUCAAACACCAUGGAUAGGAUGUAUCAAUACAUCUAUAUUUAGUCUCAAUAGAUUAAUACAUAGAUUGAUAGAUUAAAAUCCCAUGGUGGUAAAGGUAGCUACGAAGCAUACAGUGACUUUGUCAUAGUGUUAAAGGCAGCUCUCUAAAUCGUCAUAGUGUUAAAGGCAGCUCUGUAUUCUAGUGGAUACGCGGAUACGCAGUCAAAUAGUUAUUUUGAGAAUGAGGCAGUUAGAUUAGCAUUAGAUCAAAUUCUCAUGCUAUAGGUAGCUCUAUAUUUUAGUGGAUACGUGGAUACGCAGUCAAGUAGCUAUUUUGAGAUUAAGACGACAGUUAGUUGGCAUUAAUAGAUUAAAUUCUCAUGCUAUACAGAGCUUAAAUCAUAAAUGUGGUGUAAUAUGUAAAUAUGUUCCUCACAACUGAACAUUGGUGUUUGACAGAUUAUGAUUAAUUAGCGUCGCUGGGAAAAAAAAUUUUAUAUUAUAAAGCAUACUAAGCAUAAUAUUAAACAUUAAAAGUCUUGAAUGAUAUUUCCUUUAUAGUAUCAAUUCGUAAUAUUGUCUUGGUAAUUAGUUUGUGGAAAUUAGAACGAGGCAAUAAUAUCUGGUAUAUACGUAUCCAGUGAAAUAGUGGCCGGGCUACAUGAUAUGAUAUCCGACUAUCAAUGAGGAGUCCGACUGUCUACGGAAAACAAAUUUGCGACGUCGACAGCUUAACCCGUUUUCCACUUCACCAUUUCGCCCCGCGCUCGAUCAGCCUACGUUAAAACAACAUUUCCAUGCGGUUUACUUUUUAUACAAUACUCAAUGGACCUUUAACCUUAUAACUAAAAUUUUGAUGUAGACAAAAAUUUCAUCACAGCUUGAAAAAGCAUCACAAAAUUAGUAAUAUUCCAAAGUUUCGUUACGAAGUGUUGUAAAAUGCAGAUAAUGUAACGGGAAAUUGAUACCCAAAUCGGGUGUUUGGGUAUCAAUUUCCCGUUUUUAAUCUAAAAUGACUGAAAAUUGCAAACUUCGCAAAGCUAUAUUAUCCGCAUUUUACAACAUUUCGGAACGAAACUUCGGAAUAUUACUAAUUUUGUGAUGCUCUUUCAAGCUGUGAUGAAAUUUUUGUCUAGACUUGUCUAGAUCAAAAUUUUAGUUAUAACAAAGCUACAGUUCGGUCGGACACCAAUACACUCGGGUCGGACAAACAGUAAACCCCAGUUUCACUUAUGUCGGACAGAAUGUCCGGCGGCUUCCUCUCUACGUCGGACAAUUUCACGAAAGGGUCGGGGGUCGGACAAACAGUAAACCCCAGUUUCACUUAUGUCGGACAGAAUGUCCGGCGGCUUCCUCUCUACGUCGGACAAUUUCACGAAAGGGUCGGGGGUCGGACAAACAGUAAACCCCAGUUUCACUUAUGUCGGACAGAAUGUCCGGCGGCUUCCUCUCUACGUCGGACAAUUUCACGAAUGGGUCGGACAAUGUCCGUGACCGACCGAUAUUUUAAGGUCUGAUUUCAGGUCCGCGCAAUUUUAUCAAACUGCGAGGGCUUGAAAUCUAAUCCAGUCCGAAUUGGAGGAUUUGAAAUGACAUUUACGAAUAAACUACUACUUAAAGUGAGGUGAAUUAAUUUUGAUCCAGUACAAGGACUGAAUUAAUUUCGAUCCAGUUCCAGUAUUAUCAUGUGAGCAAAAUAAAGCAACAUGGUUGGCUAAUUUACUCAUGAAUUAUUAAUGAGUUUGAGAUAGUCCGGAACCAUCUCGCGCGUGUACAAUGAAGAUUCUGUUCGAUCAGUAGUCAGUAAGCCAUGAAGUUAUCAGUGUAAUUUUUACUACUGUAAAAUGUUACCCUCCUUUAUAAAUAAAGCCUAUUAUCAUUAAACUCUAUAUCUUUACGUUCUACUAGGGCCAAGGUGCAAGCUAUCUACGCACACGAAGCUGCAGAUUCCACACAACUAUCUUUCGAGGAGGUAUACGUAUUUCUAACAUUUUGAAAAUUUUCAUUGGCUACACACGUAGAAAAUGCCACAACUUGUCAACGAGAUGUGUUCGCAACAGACUUGUAGCAAGCUUGUCAACAAGUUGUAACACUGAAUGUUGUUAUUUUAUCAAGUUGCAGGACGAUAACAAGUUGUUGGAACAACCUGUAACAUGUCUGUUGAAUCAACAACCUUGUAGCAAGUUGUCAACAAGUUGAAACAAUGUUGUUAUUUUAACAAGUUGCUACAACAUUUUCACUCGCAUCUUGUUGAUCAAGUUGUUGAAUUGCAGGACGAUAACAAGUUGUUGGAACAACUUGUAACAAGUCUGUUGAGCUCAACAACCUUGUAGCAAACACAUCCUGUUGACAAGUUGUUGGAACAGCAUUGCUACAACUCUGCUGCAGGUUUGUUACAACUUGUGCGUUUUUACGUGUGUAAUAUGAAUGCUAUAACAUUGUGUUAUUGGCGUAGGGUGAUGUGAUAAAGACUUUAACGAGUGUCACGUCGGGAUGGCAGUAUGGCGAAAACACGAGGACAGCAAAGUUAGUAUCUAAUUUGAUUAUUUUUACUUCUGAGGAAAAGUAAUCAUUGAACAUUGAUAUAGGAUAUAAUAUUCCAAAGUUUCGUUGCGAAAUGUUGUAAAAUGCGGAAAAUAUAGCCUUGUGGAGUUUGCCGUUUUUCAGUCAUUUUGUAUUACGCACGGGAAAUUGACAGCCCAAUCGGGUGGUUGGGGCAUCAAUUUCCCGUUUGUAAUCUAAAAUGACUGAAAAUUGCAAAUUUCGCAAGGCUAUAUUAUUCAACACCGCGGAAAAACGUCUGCGCAUGCGUCAACCUUACCUGUAAUAGUAUUGCGAACUUGAUGAGAAGCUGUUCCGAACGUUUCCGAAGGCUCAAAAUGGCGGUAAAAAGGAGUGACUUCAUUGUGCGUCUUUACAGCCAGAUUUCGAGCGCAAAAAUAAACAUGUCAUUCAAAAAACUAGGAAUAAAUACAGCCAGAAGAUUCAAGAAAUUGUAUUGUACAAGAACAUGAACUAAAGGUGAUUGUUGACAAAUUUAUCGUCUGAAACAUUUUGUUUAUCAACUAAGCAACGACAAUUUCCGAAUUUUCGUUUGAGAUACAUUUCUUUAAAAAAACUGUGUCGCCAAAUAUAAAAAAUUUUCGUGUUCACAAUAAUUAAACUUUAGGAUUUAUUCUACAAUUUGAGUGGAUUAAGAAGCUUAACUUUUCGAGAGUUUUCUUAACUUUUGAGUUUGAAUUUUUGUUUUGAAUAAUUUUGCAAACAUGUUCGAAGUCGUGUCCGUUAAAAUCAACAAUUUUUACAUGAAUUAUAUUUCAUUCCAUACUUUAAAUGCCAGGACGCUUUCAAUUAAUGUCUAGUCUACCCAUUUGCUAUAUUUUCUCGUUUGUUUUACUAAUUUUUGACCAAUUAAUAAGCAUGUUUUGUUUUAGAAAUUGAUAUUCAAAUUCCCCGCCAUAUUUUCAUAAUUUGGUGCAUGCGCAGACGUUUUUCCGCGGUGUUAUAUUAUCCGCAUUUUACAACAUUUCGCAACGAAACUUUGGAAUAUUACUAAUUUUGUGAUGCUCUUUCAAGCUCUGAUGAAAUUUUUGUCUAGAUCAAAAUUUAGUCUAUAAUGCAAAUGGUCCAUUGUUGUAAAAAUAAUCUAGGCUAAGAAUGUAAUUAGGUAAGCGUAAUACUUGAUGUAAAGCGCAUCUGAUAAUAUACACAUGUAAGUUGCGCUGUAGAAAUGCUAAUGGUAUCAGACAACUUGCAUGUUAGACAAAUUUUUUAUCCAACCGAUCUAGGCAAAAAUUAGUAAACUUGCAAAAUUUGGUUGCGAAAUGUUGUAAAGCUUGGAAAAUAAAGCCUUGCAAAGUUUGCAUAUUUUCAGUAUAUUUGUAUUACGUGCGGAAAUUGUUACCAUUUUUGAGCCGAAAAUGGUAACAAUUUCCGCUCGUAAUACAAAUAUACUGAAAAUAUGCAAACUUUGCAAGGCUUUAUUUUCCAAGCUUUACAACAUUUUGCAGCCAAGUUUUGCACUUUUACUAAUUUCAGUAUGUUCUUUUUAGCUGUGGUGUUUGAUUCCCUUUUCUAUGCUUAGAUUAAAAUUUAGUCUAACAUGCAAGUUGUCCAUUCAUUGGACGCAGGUUCCAUUCGUGCCAUGCAGAGGGCCUAUAUUUGCAUUUUCUGCUCCUGGUCAGGUCUCAAAAUUUUCAUCUGCAAAAAUCCCUCAUCAUUCAGCUCUAUCAGCUCUCUAUUCAGCUCUCUUUAAAUGCCUUAGGCUGGGAGCCACUUGAUAGAAUAAGAAAAAAGGCAAAAGCAAGAAUGAUGUACAAGACGUUAAACAAAAUAGGCCCUGAAGUCUCUCACAAACCUCUUCACGUAUAAGAAUAAUAUAACAAAUUAUAAACUUCGGCGAAAUAUUUCAAGUGGUCUUUGCCUGCCACAACCACGCACCAAUAAUAUGAAAAAGAGUUUUGUGUAUGAUGGUGCUAAGCUCUGGAACUCUAUUCCAAAUGAAAUUAGAGAGAGCAUAUCUCUAUCAUCCUUCCAAAAGAAAAUUGCCGCUCACAUUUUUAAUUAGACACCAAAUGUUGUCAUGUACAAUGUAAAUAGAUUGUUAUAUUCCCAUUACUUACUUUAAUACCUGCAUGCCUAAUACUAUUUCUAAUACUCUGUAAAUAAUUAUUCUAAAGUUUAUACUUCUGUAAUUUCUUUUAUACACGCCCCCUGUGGAAAUCAGCUUCGGUUGACGGGGUUAGCGUGGUUAAAUAAAGUUUAUCUAUCUAUCUAUCGAGCGGGAUGCCCAAAAUGUUAAGUAUUAACCCAUACACCUUACAUUGACAUCACCUUUAUAGUAUUUAUACAUAAACUAGCGGUUAGAGCUCGACAACUGGCCUCUGUAUCUCAGUUGGAUGGUUAGAGCACUGCAUCAGAAUCGCAGAGUCGCAGGUUCGAUUCCUGUCAGAGGACCUAUAGUUGCAUUUUUCACAACUACUCCUCGUUAGGUUUAAUAAAUGUAUAUAAUGUUUGCUCGAGAUUUCCUUACCUACCAAAUUACUUUUUUUUAACUAUGGUAUGUUUUUUCAUCAGGUCAGGAUGGUUCCCAGUGGCAUUUACUGAAAAAGUCUCGGGAGUUGUGCCAAGGUUUGUGAAAGUAUAGUGUACAGUACAGUACAGCACAGCACAGCACAGCACAGCACAGCACAGCACAGCACAGCACAGCACAGCACAGCACAGCACAGCACAGCACAGCACAGCACAGCACAGCACAGCACAGCACAGCACAGCACAGCACAGCACAGCACAGCACAGCACAGCACAGCACAGUACAGUACACACGCAAAGAUCUCGCAUCUUGUAACAAGUUUAUCAACAAGCCGUCGACAAGUUGUAUUCAAACGCUUUCAUGUAGAACAUUUCAUUUGAAUACGGCUAGUAGAAAUAUUUUAUUUUGAAGUUUUCAAAAUAUCAAGUUUUACUCCCAUUUUUAAUUAAACAUUAAUCUGAAUAUAUUAAUUAAUGUUUCGUGACUUUCUUAAGAAAGAGAUUCUGAGUUUCAUUAGUGGAUUUGUUGUUCAUUUUAUAGCAAUGCGAACCCCAUUCACACACUACCAACAUCGGGCCCAGUCCACUCUCGUCCAUCUGUACUUCCCAAAGUCAACGGAACUCUCCCGAACUCCGGCGGUCAGGGUGAACUGAUUAUUCCAGCAAGGGAUUAUGGGGUUCCAUUGAAAGACAUUGGAAACACAGGUACUGCAGUGAUAUAUAAGGAUCCCUUGACCUUGUUGGCAUCAACAAUAGUUUUAUCAGGGCCGUAGCUAGACACGAUAAUUGGGGGGAUGUAUAUUCAUAUAUUCAUGUUUAACAUACCGUAAAAACAAUCGAUUUCAAAAGAAAUCCGUCGGGCAGAACACGAAUAUAUGAAUAUACACCCCCCCCCCCAAUUUUUGUUCUAGCUACGGCACUGGUUUUCAUUCCAUGUUCAGUAGGCCUAAUUGCCUAACGCAUCUUAUUGCCAGUUGCAUCAACUCUCAUCUGGUUUCAAUUUUAAUGAGUUGAUGAGAGUUUUCGCCGCGCGCGCGGUACUAUUCCGUCUCUCAUCAACUCUCAUGCAACUCUUGUUCUCGUUUGGCCGGGACAUAAGAUUUGAAAUCAUGCAAACUCUCGCUUCUCAACUCUCGUUUGACCAAGGCUUAAUUUACUAAUUAAGCAUAUAUGUAAGCACUAAGCAAGUAUUUAAAAUAUGUAUGUGAGUCUCAUCCAGUCUCAGCUCAGUCCAAGUAUCAUAUGUCAAAGUAAUGGUUAGCUAAUUUCUAACAAGAAUAAACUAUUUUAUUUUUUCAAGCAAACAACAACCACACUGAAUUGAAUCGCAAGGACUCGGGAUCAUCAGGUGUUCACUCCAUGAACAACUCCGCAUCAUCUCUCGAUACAUCAACACAAGAUGAACCAUAUUACCCCCCACCACCUCCUCCCCCACCUCUACCAAUACUGGAAGAAGAUGUGCCCGCCGCAUUUCCUCCCCCACCUCCUCCCCCCUUGCCACCGGUGUCAGGAAGUUUUGAUCAGUAAGUUGACUGGAUGUUAGAUGAAGUUCUAUAUCUAAAAACAAGACGCUCUGUCACAGAGUACUUACAUACAGAGGUCUCACUUCAGGUCCACCAUGCACUUAGCAAGUGCCCUAAAGAGAGGCCGUCACCCCCUGAAAACGUAUUGAAAUUUAAUGUUCCAGGGGGUGAAUGUCUCUCUUUAGGACACUUGCUAAGAAUAUGGCCGCCAGCUAUUUUGGUACUAACACGUAAAAACGCACAAGUUGUUACAGAUCUGCAAACAAGUUUGUUACAAAUGUGUUCACAAGCUGUCGACAAGUUGUGUUCGCACUGCUUGUUCCCAGUUGUUGUACCAAGUUUGGGCCGGACAGGCUGUUAACAACUGCAAACAUAACUAUUAUGUUUUAUCGCCAUGCAAACAUACAAAGAACUUAUUACGGACCUCUAUGGAGAGUUGUAUUAGCACUGAUGAAGACCCGGGCUUACGGAUCGAAAGCUUUGCAGUAAUAAAUUUACGUGGUGUUUCCACAAACAAAACUAUUAUAUGUUUUAUUGCCAUGCAAACAUACAAAGAACUUAUUAACUUGUAGCAAGCUUGCCGGCAUUAUCAGACUUGUUACAAGGUUGUUCUAACAAAUCUGAUACAGUCAUGAUAUAACAAGAAUGUUACAAGGUUGACGACACAAGGUUGUAACAAUAUUGCUAUAUCAUGACUGUAUCGGACGUGUUAGAACAACCUUGCAAUAAGUCUGAUAAUGUCAUCAAACUUGUUACAAGUUGUUAACAGCUUGUUCCAAACUUGUCGACAACUCGGUCUCGGGACAAGCAGUGCGAACACAACUUGUUGAUGGCUUGUUCGCAGACUUGCCACAAGAUGUGCGACCUUUCAGUGUGCAGUUUAAACAUAUAAGUUAUAAUGCAUAAUAUGUUGGUACGCUCCUAACACGUGGACUUGUAUUUUCAGGGCGUUAUGAGCUUCGAGAAACGAAGAGCAAAUCUUGCAAUCCCUAUCAUCAUGCAUGACGUCAGGAGCCCUCGUGCAACGUUGUAAAACGCUCAGAUAAGUAUAUAUGGCCGAUGUAUGGCAAAUCAUUGAGAGCACUAUAAUGUACAUAAUCGUUCAAUAUUUAUCGAUCGUGGAAUAUGAUUUAAAUGUUCACUCACCAAACUAAGCAAUUAUUAUUGAGAUUUAUUUGAAAAAUUUAAUAUAAAACUAAUAGAGAAAAAUAUUUUCAGAAAUGUAUAUAUAUGGUAUAAUAAUUAUAAUGGGGCACAUUUUCUGUUUGUCAUCAGUAUCAAAAUUACUCGUGUUUUCACUGAGACUCACAAAAUAAAAUUUCAUGGCACAUUUUGGCCGUGUUUUAUGCCUUCAAAUUCAACUCACAUGAUCUGUACGUGUAAAGUAAGUAGUGCCAAAUUAUGGUUGAGAUUAUAAGAAUAUAUUUUUUAUUGAAGUUCAAAUUAAAGUCUGGCAUGUAUUAUUGGUACAUAUACGGUACACAUAUGCUGUGAUGAUUUUGUUAUCAUGUUACACCACAGACAUUCAAAGGAUUCC